Messenger RNA from Pistacia vera, 1380 nucleotides. RefSeq lists its product as uncharacterized. Gene Ontology annotation, molecular function: oxidoreductase activity. Lineage: Eukaryota; Viridiplantae; Streptophyta; Magnoliopsida; Sapindales; Anacardiaceae. The record is from RefSeq and is a predicted model, not a curated record. The coding region runs from base 42 to 1178 and encodes 378 amino acids. The transcript has 7 exons.
GUUGCCUAUUAUUUGCUCAGCCUUUGAACCAAAGCAAAAAGAUGAACACCACCAAGCUAUCAACAAUGAUUUCAUCUUAUUCAUCCACCGUCAAAACCACUUCUCGCUAUUCAUCUCUUCCCUCUCUCUCCCCUUCAUCUUCUUCUCGGAAUUCUAUUCCCGUCAAGCAGUCAUUAUCCUUUCCUCCCAGUUCACUCUCCACUCAAACACGGAAUCUCACCGUCAUCACCGCCUCCAAAUCACACGAUUCCAAUAUGGCUCCCUCUGUUCAGGGACGUGAAUCAUUUUUCAGGAGUGUGUUUGCAAAUAUGGAAAAGGUUUAUUUAGACAGGAACCCAACUGCAAAAGCUGUGUUGGACCACGUUCGAUCAGCUGAUGACAGUCAAAUAUGCUAUGAUCAUAUUGCUUUCAGGACAUUCGGGGUAAAUGGUUAUGGGAUUGAUUCCAUUGCAAGUUUUUUCUUGGAUUAUGGCUAUACACAAAAAGAGGAGCUGAGAUUUCCUGCUAAAAAACUGAAAGCGCUGUGGUUUUCGCCUCCUAGUGUUCCGCAUCCUGAUGGCGGUAGUGGUGUUAGUGAGCCUUUGCCUAGAGUAUUCAUAUCAGAGCUUCUUGUGGAUCAGAUGAGUCCGCAGACUCAGGAAAUAAUUAAAAAAUACACUGAAGCAUCUGGUAGUGGGAAUAAACAUGCUGCUCUUGCAAGUGCGCUGGGAUCUUUAACAUGGGGAAAGCCCUUACAUUCUGAAUUUCAACAAUUGGCAAGGGAAAGUGAAUAUGCUGCCUGGACCCUUGUUAAUGGCUAUGCAGUGAACCAUGUCACUAUUUCCACUCAUCGGCUGAAAUCCCAUUUGAAAAACAUUAAAAGUCUGAAUGAGUUUAUUGAAGAGAAUGGGUUCAGGUUGAAUUCUGAAGGGGGAGUUCUUAAAGUGAGUCCUGAUGGCCUUUUGCUGCAAAGUUCAACUGUGGCAGAUUCAAUCUCUUUCAAAUUUUCUGAUGGUGUCACAGAAUCAGUCCCCUGUUCAUACAUUGAGUUUGCUGAACGUCUUGUGUUGCCUCAGUAUAAAAAUCUGCCUGAGAAAGAGGUUCAGGAGUUUCAUAGGCGAGAUGGAUUUGAGGUUGGAAAUGCCGACAAGAUCUUUGAGAGUACAUCCAAAGAGCAGCUUACCAGGAGAGCUGCUUGAGAUAGAAAAUGAAACUCAAUAAUAAAUUAAUUGUCAAGCUUAAAGAAAUAAAUAUUUGACAGGUACAUUUAGUCGGAGGUUCCACAAAGUAAAGUUCUCUGUAAUGUCAAUGUAUAUAUAUGUUAGAACAAAAAGCUAUUGAAGGCCUGAAGCAUGUAAAUGAACUCUAAUCAUAAUAAACGGAAAGUGAUUUAUUAGAAUG